Messenger RNA from Ordospora colligata OC4, 1269 nucleotides. Its product is annotated as ribosome stability and mRNA decay protein. Gene Ontology annotation, biological process: ribosomal large subunit export from nucleus. Lineage: Eukaryota; Fungi; Microsporidia; Ordosporidae. Gene Ontology annotation, molecular function: ribosomal large subunit binding. The coding region runs from base 1 to 1269 and encodes 422 amino acids. Gene Ontology annotation, cellular component: nucleus; cytoplasm. The transcript has a single exon. The record is from RefSeq and is a predicted model, not a curated record.
AUGAUUCUAUGUUGUAAAUGUGGGAUUCCCAUUGAGCCAAGGCUAAUGAAUAUGUGUGAUAGAUGCCUAGUUGCUGAGGUUGGUAUAUCCUCUAAAGUGAAGCGAAGCGUUGCGGUUGAACGGUGCAGAGGAUGUGAACGAUAUCUCCAGCCACCAAACAACUGGGUGGAGUUUUCAUGGGGUUCAAGGGAGUUUCUUUUGUUUCUGGUCAAAAAGAACAAGACAUUGAGUAAGCUUUGCAUUGUUGAUUCAAACUUUGUGUAUACGGAGCCUAAUUCUAAAAAGAUAGUUGUUGGCCUCGUUAUUAAAGAUUCUGAUGUUGAGCAAUCUCUUGAGAUCAGAUAUAGUAUAAAGAAUCAGCAAUGUGCAGAUUGCGCAAAGGUUGAAGCCAAGCAGUACUGGAACAGCCUUGUGCAGGUAAGACACAGACAAGAACAUCGAAGGAUGUUUAUAUAUCUGGAGCAUCUUAUUCUAAAGAACGAUGCAUAUGAAGACACAACGAAUAUCAAACAACGCAAGGGAGGAAUUGAUUUUUACUAUACAGAUAGGCAUGGGGCGAUUAAGAUGGUUAAUUUUUUGCAGAGUGUGCUUCCGAUCAAGGUGAAGGUGUCUGAAAGGCUGAUAAGCAAAGAUGUGCACACAAGCAAGUGCAAUUAUAAGUUCAGCUACUCUGUAGAGAUUGUUCCGCUGUGCAAGGACGAUCUGGUUGUUAUUAGCAAAGAUGUUGCAAAGUGCCUUGGAGUAGGUGAGCUUGUAGUGGUACAUAAGAUAGCUACAAAUAUUAUUUUAUUUGAUGUGAAGCAGAUGAAGAGUGUUAAGAUGACUGGGAUGUUUUAUUGGGCCAACCAUGAUGCAUUCAAAGUGCUAAUGAGUUCUAAAGACUUUAAGAAGUAUACAGUUGUAAUGAAGAACAAACGGAGAAAUUUAAUGGAAGAGUGUUAUGAUAUGACGGUUACUGAAAAUGGAAGUGAUUUUGUUGAAGCUAGAUUUCAUGUGGGAGAUUCUCAGGAAGACGAUGUGUUGUUAGGAUACGAUUUGCAGCAUUCUAAUCUUGCAUUUGAGUAUGAGAAAGACUCUGAUGUGGUUCUUAUUAGGAAGGAGCCGAAGAAUAAUGUAAAAUGGAAGAUAGAUGUGAAUGAAAGCAACAUAGGAGAGUAUAGACUGUUUGUGGAUGAUAUUCAGAAUGAUAAGGAGAUGCUUGAGAGGAUAUGCGAUAUAGAAACAAAGGAUUUGGUUGUUGAAGAGCUUGAAAGGUUUGGGAUGCAUUGA